Dipodomys ordii (Ord's kangaroo rat) is the source of this 3939-nucleotide messenger RNA. RefSeq names its product zinc finger protein 536 (gene Znf536). Gene Ontology annotation, molecular function: DNA-binding transcription factor activity, RNA polymerase II-specific; RNA polymerase II cis-regulatory region sequence-specific DNA binding. The record is from RefSeq and is a predicted model, not a curated record. Lineage: Eukaryota; Metazoa; Chordata; Mammalia; Rodentia; Heteromyidae. Gene Ontology annotation, biological process: regulation of DNA-templated transcription. Bases 1 to 3939 code for a protein of 1312 amino acids. Gene Ontology annotation, cellular component: nucleus. The transcript is spliced from 3 exons.
AUGGAAGAAGCCAGUCUGUGCCUUGGCGUCACCCCGGCAGCGCCGGACACCGAACCCCAUCUGAACAGUCCAGUCCUCAACGGCCAGUAUGCCAUGACUCAAAAACUGCACCACAUCACCUCGCAGCUCAGCCAUGCCUUCUCCGACCUGCACCCGCGGCCCACCCCGGAGGAGAAGGCCGCCGCGGGGCCCUUGGAUGAGAAGGGCCACCUGCCCCUGAGCGCGCAGCCUAUGGGUAACCAGAUGGCCCUGCUGGCCAACCAGCUGGGCCGCGAGGUGGACAGCGGCCUCAACGGGAGGGUGGACCUGCAGCAGUUCCUCAACGGGCAGAACCUGGGCAUCAUGUCCCAGAUGAGCGACAUCGAAGACGACGCCCGCAAGAACCGCAAGUACCCCUGCCCGCUGUGCGGCAAGCGCUUCCGCUUCAACAGCAUCCUGUCGCUGCACAUGCGCACGCACACCGGCGAGAAGCCCUUCAAGUGCCCCUACUGCGACCACCGGGCCGCCCAGAAGGGGAACCUCAAGAUCCACCUGCGGACCCACAAGCUGGGCAACCUGGGCAAGGGCCGGGGGCGCGUGCGGGAGGAGAACCGCCUGUUGCACGAGCUGGAGGAGCGGGCCAUCCUGCGGGACAAGCAGCUCAAGGGCGGCCUGGCCCAGCCCCGCCCGGAUCUGAAGCCCCAGCCACACGCUCCACCCCCGGCCCCGGCCGCCUGCGGCCUGGCUCCGCCGGGCAACCCCAGCCUGCCCCCAGACGUGGCUGCGCACCCGGCGGCGCCCUCGCCCAAGCCCUCCUGCGCCUCCGCCGCCGCCGGCUCGGGCUUGCAGGACGACGCGGCGGCGCCGGCCGCCGGCUUCCGCUGCACCUUCUGCAAGGGCAAGUUCAAGAAGCGCGAGGAGCUGGAGCGGCACAUCCGCAUCCUGCACAAGCCCUACAAGUGCACGCUGUGCGACUUCGCCGCCUCGCAGGAGGAGGAGCUCAUCGGCCACGUGGAGAAGGCGCACAUCACCGCCGAGUCGGCGCAGGGCCCCGGCGCGCACGGCGCGGGCGAGCCCGCGGCGCACGAGUUCCGCUGCGAGGUGUGCGGCCAGGUGUUCAGCCAGGCCUGGUUCCUCAAGGGCCACAUGCGCAAGCACAAGGACUCCUUCGAGCACUGCUGCCAGAUCUGCGGCCGGCGCUUCAAGGAGCCCUGGUUCCUCAAAAACCACAUGAAGGUCCACCUCAACAAGCUCUCCGUCAAGAACAAGGCGGCCGGAGACCCCGACGCGCCGCCGGGGCCCCUGGGCGCCGGGGUGACCGCGGAGACGCACGCCACCCUGUACUCCCGCUACAUGUCCUGUCUGCAGGGCGGUGGCUUCGUGGGCCCAGACAAGGCCAGCCUGGGCGGCGGCGGCGAGCCCGGCCAGUUCUACGCCAAGGCCGAGCACGCCUUGAAGGACAAGGACGUGCUGGGCAAGCUCCUGUCCCCCCUGUCCAGCGUGGCGCACGCCGCGGGCGCGGGGGUCCCCGGCGACGGGGACAAACACUCCCUCCUGGGCUGUCUGAACCUCGUGCCGCCCCUGAAAUCCAGCUGCAUCGAGAGGCUGCAGGCGGCCGCCAAAGCCGCCGAGAUGGACCCGGUGCACAGCUACCAGGCCUGGCAGCUGAUGGCCCGAGGCAUGGCCGCUGAGCACGGCUUCCUGUCCAAGGAGCAUCCGCUGUCCAGGAACCACCACGAGGACGCCCUGGCCGGCGCCGGCCUGGUGUUCGACAAGGAGAAGCGAGAGUAUGUGUUACUAGGAGCCGAUGGCUCCAAGCAGAAGCUGCCCGCUGACUUGGUCCACGGCGCUAAAGCGGGCAAUCAGAGAGACCCACCAAACAAACCCGACCCUCUAGACGGCAGCCGGGACUUCCUGACGCACGGGCUGAACCAGACCCUCGAUUACAACAACCUCCAGGGGCCUGGGAACAUGAAGGAGAAGCCCACGGAAUGCCCGGACUGCGGACGAGUGUUCCGCACUUACCACCAGGUGGUCGUCCACUCCCGAGUCCACAAGCGAGACCGCAAGGGCGAAGACGACCCUCUGCACGGGGGCCUGGACGAACGUCGGGGCUCCGGGAGCGAUCAGGAGUCACAGUCGGUCAGUCGGUCCACCACGCCCGGCUCCUCCAACGUCACCGAGGAGAGUGGGGUCGGAGGAGGCCUCUCCCAGACGGGCAGUGCCCAGGAAGACAGCCCGCACCCCUCCUCGCCCUCAUCUUCUGAUAUUGGGGAGGAGGCUGGGAGACCCAGUGGCGUCCAGCAGCCAGCCUUGCUUCGAGACAGGAGCCUGGGCUCAGCCAUGAAGGAUUGCCCCUACUGUGGGAAGACGUUCCGGACCUCUCAUCACCUGAAAGUUCACCUGAGGAUACACACAGGUGAGAAACCAUAUAAAUGUCCACAUUGUGAUUACGCUGGUACCCAGUCAGCAUCCUUAAAAUACCACUUAGAACGACAUCAUCGCGAGAGACAGAACGGAGCCGGACCACUCCCAGGACAGGCGCCCAGUCAAGACCCCCGGGAUGAGAUGUCCAACAAAGCAUCUUUGUUUAUCAGGCCAGACAUCCUAAGGGGCACCUUCAAGGGGCUCCCCGGAAUUGACUUCAGAGGGGGACCUGCCUCUCAGCAGUGGACCUCAGGGAUGCUGUCCUCCGGAGAUUCCUUGGGGCCGGCUGCCAGUAUGUCUUCAGAGACCCCUUCAGACACCCUGAAAGGUACUGACCUCCCUUCCAAAAGUACCCAUUUCUCCGAGAUCGGAAGAGCUUAUCAGAGCAUCUUGAGCAACGGCGUGAACUUCCAAGGGUCCCUGCAAGCGUUCAUGGAUAGCUUUGUCCUCAGCAGCUUGAAGAAGAAAGACGGGAAAGACAAAGCCUUGUCAGACAUCCCUUCUUCUAUGAAAGUGCACACGGUGGAAGGUGGUGAGGAGAAAGGCAGCGGGAAGCCUUCCCAGAAGAAAUCUGAGAAAUCUCAGUAUGAGCCUCUGGACUUAUCCGUGCGGCCAGAUGCUGCCUCUCUCCCAGGCUCAUCUGUAACGGUUCAAGACAGCAUAGCCUGGCACGGCUGCUUGUUUUGUGCCUUUACUACUUCAUCCAUGGAGCUCAUGGCUCUGCACCUUCAGGCUAACCACCUGGGCAAAGCAAAACGCAAAGAACCCGCCACGGGGGCAGCAGGCAACUGCAAAGAACAGACCCGAGAAGCCAGCAAGAUGGCUACAGUACAAUCCAACAAAGAGAUGAGUCUUUCUAGCACGGUGGGCUGUCUAGAAGCAACUUCUGAGAAGUUGAGUCACGGACAGGCCAAAGAGACCCUGGGGGAUCCCAAGAGUGCUCCGUGGCCUAGCCACGUGGACCCUGCGUUUACUAACUUCCCAUCAGACUUCUAUAAACAAUUUGGCAUGUACCCCAGCAUGGUGGGCUCGGGGGUCACCGGUUCCUGCUCUAAUAAGAAUCCUGAUGGGAAGUCUCACCCCGAAGAUGAUACCCCAAUUUUGAUCCCCGAAGCCACGAAUAAAACCACUAUGGAUGACCUCUCAGACAUCACCUCCUCUGAGGAUAUGGACUCUUUCAAAGAAGAGGAGAUUGAAACUGAGCCGGAAAUCAUAAAUAAGUCCCUGCCUGCCCUAGGCAAGGACAGCGGCAGUGACAGUGGGGACAGCCUGAUGCCCUCCGGUGUCCCUCAGCCCAUCCAGGGCCUGGGCUCACCGUUAGCCCCAACGUCAGAGAAGCAGUGGCUCAGCCAGGGUGCUCUUCAGACAAGCCAGGACGCCACCGCAGGACUGGCAAAGCCGGAGAAGCCCGUGAACAUGCUCUCAGUCCUCAGGACCUUCAGUUCUGAUGGCUUAGCCACCUUUAAUGGGCUGGCGGGCAACACAGCAAAUUCUGGAUAUAUCAAGAGGCCAGACUUGUGUGGUAAGUUUUAG